AUGCUCCUGUGUGGAAUCAUCAACGAACUUAAUAAAUCUUCCCCAGCUUCAGACACCACGGUUGUUUUCUUCUUCUGCCAGGCAACAGACGCUCGGAUAAAUCAUUCUACUGCUGUUCUCAGAGGCUUGAUAUUCAUGUUGAUUGAUCAGCACCCGGAAUUUAUUUCCCACGUGCGACGCGAGUACGAUAAGGCAGGAGAGAAGAUCUUUCAGGAUGCAAAUGCUUGGCAGGUACUGCUUGGCAUCCUGACAAGUAUCUUCCAGGACCCAUUGUUACAGAAGACCUACCUGAUAAUUGACGCCCUUAAUGAAUGCACAACAGGUCUGAGCCAGCUUCUUGAUCUCGUUGUCGCAAAAUCAUCUUCAUACUCACAUGUCAAAUGGCUCAUCUCGAGUCGCAACUGGCCUUCGAUUGAACAAAGUCUUGAGACAGCAACUCGAAAAGAAAAGCUUUGGCUUGAACUCAACGAAGCUUCUGUCUCUGAAGCCGUCGCUUCGUUUAUCCACUCUAAGAUUCAGAUCUUAGCAAGAAAAAAGAAAUAUACUGAUGAGAUCCGAGAUGUUGUUUCCCAGCAUCUGAUAGCAAACGCACACGGUACCUUCCUCUGGGUGGCCCUAGUCUGCGAUGAACUUGCCAAGAUAGAAGUCUCUAGAUGGGCUGCUCGGACGAAGUUGAAAGAAUUCCCUGCUGGCCUUGAUCAGCUCUAUCGGAGGAUGUUAGAUCAGAUCAACUCGACUGAGGAUGCCGAACUCUGCAAGUCUAUCCUUGGAAUUAGCACAACAGUCUGUCGCCCCAUUACCUUGGAAGAGCUAGGUUCUUUCAUCGACUUCCCGAAAGACUUUGAGCUUUCAGACCUUGAAGAAAUCAUAGGACUUUGUGGCUCCUUCCUCACGCUUAGGGGAUCGACAAUCUCCCUAGUCCAUCAAUCUGCAAAUGACUUUCUUCAUCGACAAGCUGCCCAGGAGAUAUUCCCGCGUGGAGAGGGAAUUGUGCAUUUUGAUAUUUUCUCGAAGUCAUUGGCUGCUAUGAGGAGAACACUUCGACGUGACAUCUAUGAUCUCGUACAUCUUGGAUAUCCUGUUGACCGAGUCCACCAGCCAGCCCCAUUCCAUUAG
Molecule: messenger RNA, 1116 nt
Organism: Penicillium odoratum
Lineage: Eukaryota; Fungi; Ascomycota; Eurotiomycetes; Eurotiales; Aspergillaceae
Exons: 1
Coding region: 1-1116 (371 amino acids)
Source: RefSeq, a predicted model, not a curated record